Messenger RNA from Tetrahymena thermophila SB210, 537 nucleotides. RefSeq names its product transmembrane protein, putative. The transcript has a single exon. The record is from RefSeq and is a predicted model, not a curated record. NCBI's taxonomy places the organism in Eukaryota, Ciliophora, Oligohymenophorea, Hymenostomatida, Tetrahymenidae.
AUGGUUAAUACAAUUCUUAAAUAUAAAAAGAUAAUAGAUACAUAGAUAAAUAGUUAGUUAGUUAGGUAUCUUAGUAAAGUUAAUUUCCUUUUUUAAGGUUGGACAUUCUAUUUAUAGAGUACAAAUAAAUCUCCUAAAACAUUUAUUAAUUAUUUUUUUAUGAUAAAUUAAAUCUGUAGAGUAAAUUAAAUAAAAAGAUUUUUUAUUUAAAAUAUUUCUUCAUUUUAUCAACAAUUAACAAUCUUUAUAUUUCAAUAAAGAAAACCAAAUUAGUCUGUGGAUAAAUAAAUUCUUGGUUAAAUUAAGUAAAGCACGACUGACUUAAUAUAUAAAUCUUUAUAAUUAAAGCUUAUAAAAGAAUAUUUUAUUGUGAGGGGAUUUUAGUUUGAGUAAUAAAAUAUUAAUUAUUUGUAGAUAAAAAUUUCAAGAUAUACAUUAAAAAUUUCAAAUAUACUUUCAUUGUUUGUUUAGUUAAACCUCUUGAAAAUAAUUUUUUCAUAUAACUCAAUUUAAAAUAAAAAUCUUCAUUUUAAAUGA